AAUCAACAUUAAAUGAAAUAAAUUCAAAAAUUCUUAAAAGAAACCCUAAUAUUCCCAAUCUCAUAGUGCCACCUACCACUGCGUUCGCAUUUGAAUUCUGCACAAAUUAACACUAAAAACAGUAACCCUUUUGGACAUAUUUUGUUUGUUUAUUUUUUUAGUCUUCUUUCACCUCAUAAAAAUUGAAUCUUUUUUGCCGUUUCUUGAUCUGCUGUUACUAAGUGAGGUGCAAGCUCGGAGAGUUGAAGAGAUUGACAGUUUGAAGAGGUGACUAUGGGUAGAUGUCUCAGUCCAAUACUGCGUCGGGAAUUGGCAAAUCUUGAUAAAGAUUCUGAUAGUCGUAAGUCAGCAAUGAAGGCACUGAAAUCGUAUGUGAAAGACUUGGACUCCAAGACAAUUCCACUGUUUCUUGCCCAAGUCUCUGAAACUAAAGAAAAUGGAAGUGUGUCUGGGGAAUACACAAUUUCAUUAUAUGAAGUUCUUGCCCGUAAUCAUGGUGUUAAUAUUGUUCCUCAAAUUGACAGCAUUAUGGCUACCAUUAUCAAGACAUUGGCUUCAAGUGCAGGGUCUUUCCCUCUUCAACAGGCAUGCUCAAGGGUGGUUCCAGCAAUUGCAAGGUAUGGAAUGGACCCAACCACCCCAGAGGACAAAAAGAGGCAUAUCAUUCAUUCUCUCUGCCAGCCUCUCUCGGAUUCUCUCCUGGGUUCACAAGAAAGCCUAACUGCAGGUGCUGCCCUUUGCUUGAAGGCUCUUGUGGAUUCAGAUAAUUGGCGAUUUGCUUCAGAUGAGAUGGUGAAUAAGGUUUGUCAGAAUGUGGCCGCUGCUUUGGAGGAGAAGUCAACUCAGACUGGUUCACAUAUGGGCUUGGUUAUGGCUCUGGCAAAGCAUAAUGCUCUAAUUGUUGAAGCAUAUGCAAGGUUGUUAAUACAUUCUGGAUUAGGCAUACUGAAUGCCGGUGUUAGGGAGGCCAAUUCUCAGAAACGCUUGCUGGCUAUACAAAUGGUGAACUUUUUGAUGAAGACUUUAGAUCACAGGAGCAUAUUCUCUGAACUUGAGUUGAUUAUUGAGGCACUGGAGAAGUGUCAAUCUGAUCAGAUGGCUUAUGUUAGAGGAGCCUCUCAUGAAGCCUUGCAAACUGCAAAGAGAAUAGCUGCAGAGAAAGGCUUGAAAUCUGACAUUAGUUCUGGUUCUGUUACGGGAUCAAAUUUUGGGAGAAAAGAACAUAAUCGGAGGAGAAAUUUAUUGUGUGCAGGUGACAGACCUCCAACACCCAUGUCACCUGAAUCACAAACCCUUGAAUCUUUUGUGGAAUAUGAUUCUAUGGUUGAGACACCAAUUUCUGUAACUCAGCAAUCUUGUAACACUGAGUAUGAUCGUAGGAGUGUGAAUCGGAAGCUUUGGAGCUAUGAGAAUGGAGGAGUAGAUGUAUCUCUGAAGGAUGGUUUGUUUUCAGAGAUAGUUUCAGGAAGUCCUAUCUAUAGUAAUUCAUAUUCUAAUCAUCAUGAACUCUCUGCUGAUGGAGGAGAUUGCAUGGAUGAAUUUGCAGGGUUCUAUCAGAGAAGCCCUCGAGACAGAGGACCAAGAAGCACUACUCCGAGUCCACAGAGAUGUCGUUCUCACAUUAAUGUUGAUAAUAUUAGCUUUUUUACAACUCCAAGGAAGCUUAUUCGAUCUCUUCAGGAGGCUGAUGAUGUUAACUCAGACUUCUCUCAGAAACAGACUAGAAAGAGUAGAAGUCCUGCCUCAGUCAAAUUUCAGCAGAGCCCUGCUCCAAGCAGAAAAGGCUUUUCGCGUGAAGUGUUCUAUGAUGACAAACAAAAUGGGAACUUAUGCAAUGGAGCUGAGCAAGUUCAAGGUGUUUCUGAAUCAGUGUCAUCAACAGAUGACCUUGGUGGUGCUGACAUGCAAGUGGCUCAAGAGAUGGUUCCAGAAAAUAAGGCUGAAGUGCAGAACCACAGUUUUAAGAAAACCUAUCCGAAGACUGCUUCUAGAUUGGUGUUGGGCCUCAUCUUUUUUCUCCUUGCAGUUUUUUCUAUGCUCAUGUGGAAUGAUGAUCAGAAUCAACGCAAUCAUCUUGUACCAACUUAAUUCAGUCGGUCAUUUAGAUGUACCAAAAUCUUUAGUUUUAGUGAAUUAGGUUUAAAUCAAUCAAACAGUUCUCCAGAUGGUUCAUCUCAAUGACAAUCUUUGGUGAACAAUCCAACCAUGAGUCGGAUUUUUAGCCCUCAAUGGAAUUUAAGUUUCUGUUUCUGAGGUUGUUGUAUCUUCUCUUACAUGAAUCAUGAUUACUUAAUGUUAUCUCAUCAUAGUAUCUUGAUUAUUA
Mangifera indica (mango) is the source of this 2323-nucleotide messenger RNA. RefSeq names its product protein SINE1. The record is from RefSeq and is a predicted model, not a curated record. Gene Ontology annotation, cellular component: microtubule. The coding region runs from base 274 to 2088 and encodes 604 amino acids. NCBI's taxonomy places the organism in Eukaryota, Viridiplantae, Streptophyta, Magnoliopsida, Sapindales, Anacardiaceae. The transcript is spliced from 3 exons. Gene Ontology annotation, molecular function: microtubule binding.